AGCAUCUGCAAAGAAUCUAAGACCUCCUGCGAAGGUUGGAACUUCUCUACUGGCAUAUUUUUCAUGAAUUUGUUUAUUUUUUCAACUUCUUCAUCGCUGAACGCCAUCGUUUAUUUACGGGAUCUCGAUUUUUAGUUCGCGAUGAACGUCGACCAAUGAGAGCAAACUCGUUUAAGACCGGUCUAUCACGAUGUCAGUUACUAGAGGAAUUUCAAAUAUCGCUAAAAGGGGUUUGCAUACUUCACCUGCUACUGCUCUCCAGGCAACAAAAGCUGCAACUCAGGUAGCUACUGGCAGCUACGUAGAGGGUACCGUCAAUGAUCCUACUAGAUUCCCACCACCAAACUCUGCUCACGGUAGCUCACACUGGGCAUUCGAGAGAGCUGUUUCUGCAGCUUUGGUACCUGUCAUUGGUGCUUCAUUCAUCACUUCCUCUCAUCCCGUCAUCGAUGGUCUAAUCUGUUCAAGUUUAUUGGUUCACUCACACAUUGGAUUCGACGCUUCCUUAACCGAUUACUUGCACGAUAGGAAAUUCCCAAAGAUUGGUCCAAUCGCUAGAUGGUCUGUUAGAGGCUUAACUCUCGGCGCUGCUAUCGGUUUAUAUAGCUUCCAAACAAAUGAUAUUGGAGUAACUGAAUUGGUAGCUAAAUUAUGGACUGCAUAAAUAUUCUUAAUUAUCUCUACAAAUUUAUUCUCUGUAUAAAUAAAUAACCUUACUUCUUGAAUGUAUGUGAGCGAUUGCCGGAAGAUUGCAUCGUCUUUGAUGAUCCUGGUCUUCUGAAUUGACCCUCCAAGUUUGCCUUGAUGCGUUGCUUCUUUGGCUUCUUCGUUGACUGUGAUAAGUCAUCUAGAGGCCUAUCAAGCACACUUUCCUCAUUAUCGUAAUUGAAUUCAGGUACUUCGAGUUUCCCUUUCUUGUCUUUCUUAUCUGACUUAUCUUUCGCAUUGGCCUUCUCUUUCUUCUCUCCCUUAUCCUUGCGUUUGCGCUUCUUCUCUGGUUGUUUACCAAUUGUCGCUAUGUCAUCUGCGGUGAUACCAGCAUCAAUUGGUAUAUUGUCCGCCAUUCGUUCCGCUUUACUCUUGUAUGGCACUUCUGCCAUGCUUGAAUCUUCACUCUCCUUCUUCUCUUGUUCCAUCUUUUGCUUAUCUUCCUUGAGUACCUCAUCCACACGAGCUGGCAUAGGUGGUGCCUUCUGUGUAAUCGGACGCUUGUACUCAUCGAAUGCGUCAAGGUCAUAUUCUGUAUUAGAGGUUGAAUGCGGAAUAAGUGAAAUAAGCUUAAACGAAGAGGAAAUACUAUCCAUAGUCUUGCUCUUCUUAGGCAAUACCGUCGUGGUAACAUCACCAAACAACUUUGAUGUGCUGGCUUGUGGUGCUUGCUUUGUGCUAUCUUCACCAAACAACUUCGAGCGAGUAGAAGUAGACAGGGAAGUCUGGGAAGCAGAAUUUGCGGAAUUAGAUUGAUUUAUAUUCCACAAAUCAAAGUCUAAUCCAGUUUUGAAUGGUAAAUGGACAUUAUUAGGUUGGAGCAACGACUUUGGUACGACUCUGGCUGGUAAUUUAUCACUAUUGUUCUUCGCAAACUCAACACCUGAGUUGAUACAUUGAGCGACAUCCUUCAAAUGUAUUCUAACAAAUUGCGGUACCUUCUUUUGGAAGACAUUCGUGAUUUCCUGAGGUGUCUUCGGUUGUUUCAAUGCAAGGUCAUAUAAUUGAUGGUUAGAGAAAAUAACAUGAACACUCUCAUCUUCCUUUCUUGCUAUCUGAUCCCUCCAUUGGUGUAAUCUACGGAAUACUUCAAGAAGAGGUGGUUCAACAACUUUGUUCCACUUGGUUGCAAGGUUGUACCAACCACCGAAGCCUUUACCGGUAUCAUAGUCGUAAGGAUCUCUAUGAUGGGUUUUGAGUGACACCUGCUCGCUUCUUUGUAAAACAUCUUUCAACAUGUCAUUCUUCUUUGAUGACUUUUCGAUAAGUGUGUUGCGUAACAUAUCGUAGAUGUAUAACAAAUAAUGAGUAUCUGAUCUUGCAUAUUCCAGCAUUUUGUUGGUGAGCGGUCUCUUACGCCAAUCUGCUCUUUGAUAACGUUUGUCUGGUGUAUAACCGCAAAACUUUAUCAAAAGAGACGCCAAUGAAUGUUGACUAAACCCUAAAACCUUAGUUGCAUGAUACGUGUCAAACAUAUUAACGAUAUAGACACCAAAAUCUCUCUGUAACCAGACAAUAUCAGAGUCCGCACCAUGGAAAACCUUAACGAUUGCUGGGUUUGUAAAUGUAUCGUUGAGUUUAAUAAGCUGGUCUCUAAGUUCUAGUGUAUCUAUAAUGAAAUCUUCUCCUCUGAUAGAAAUUUGCAUUAAACAAACAAACCCACGAUAAGAUCUGAAGUCGUGAUGCUCCAAAUCAAUGGCUAUUUCUGUAGCUGUACUGAGCCUAUCUAGUAAGUAGUUGAGAGAUUCUUCGUUGUCUAUCCAUUUAAAAGGCGUUUGAUUGAAAUCACCCUGCUUGAUUGGUGUCUGAGUUUUUAAUUGCUGCGCUGGGUAUUUAAUCGACUCAAUCUCUGUUUGGUAGGGGUGUGAUAAUCUAUCAUCAACGGUCGUCCAGGUCAAAUCUGCCUUGGCGUUUGGUUUGUGAGUAAGUAGUGGCUUCCAGGGACUAUCAGAAUUAUCAAUGGAGGAUGACCAUUUCAACUGAGGUUUCCUUUGUAUCGAUUUGUCGUUAAAAAUGCUGGGUUCUAAAUCUUUAGCUAGAGUUGGCUUAUUGUAGUUAUUAGUAUGCUUGUCUAUGUUGAUAGAACUGUCUUCUAAAAGCUGAUCAACGAGUUCACCGACAGCUUUACUAUCGCCCGUCAGAUCGUCUGCAUCUAGGUGCCUUGACUUGUUAUUGAUGAAACCAAUUAAUUGAUUUAUAUUGUCAACCACGCCAUCCUCUAUUUCUUCGCAUCUACUGCUGAAUCCAGAGUCUAUACUCUUCUGAAAUGAGAGAUCAUCAGAUUUUAAUAAAUUUUUAGAUAUUUUCGUUAAAUUUAUCGCGGAUUUCUGUAGAUUUUUUAUCUUUAAAUCUAUUUUGUCUUCCUCAGUCGACAUCCUCUUCUCCUGAUCUUGG
Messenger RNA from Wallemia mellicola CBS 633.66, 3102 nucleotides. RefSeq lists its product as hypothetical. Gene Ontology annotation, biological process: tricarboxylic acid cycle; mitochondrial electron transport, succinate to ubiquinone. The record is from RefSeq and is a predicted model, not a curated record. The coding region runs from base 191 to 664 and encodes 157 amino acids. Gene Ontology annotation, cellular component: mitochondrial envelope; membrane. Lineage: Eukaryota; Fungi; Basidiomycota; Wallemiomycetes; Wallemiales; Wallemiaceae. The transcript is spliced from 4 exons. Gene Ontology annotation, molecular function: heme binding; ubiquinone binding.